AUGGGGCCGAUAAUGACAGGACUUAUUCCAUUUUCCAGCGUCAAUUGUACUUUAUUGGAUGAGCUUGUUGCGAGUCCAUCAUCGACAAGAAAAACUGGAGAACAACAAGUGCGAAUAUUUGUGAAACAAUUACUCAAUGCGCUCAAAUGUAUGCAUGAUAAAAAAAUAGCGCACUUGGAUUUGCGACCAGAAGUAAUCUUACUGCAAGAUGACCAUUUGCGACUUGCUGAUUUUGGUCGUAGUAGGCCUUUGACAAAAGGUAAGGUUACGACAGAUAUAACUGGCAGUCCAGAAUUUCUUUCACCUGAAAUAGCUUCUGGAGCAUCAGCGACUCUUGCAUCAGAUCUUUGGAGUGUGGGGACAUUAGUUUACAUAUUAUUAUCCGGUAUUUCACCUUUCCUUGGUGAUAACGACAAUCAAACUCUAAGAAAAGUUAUUCUUGGAAAAUAUCUAUUGGAUUGCGAUGAAUUUUCUAAAGUGUCCAGUGAGGCGAAGGAUUUCAUUUCGAGGCUUCUCAUUCUUAAUCCUAAAGGUCGUCUAACAGUAGAUGAAGCUCUCAUGCAUCCAUGGAUUUCUGAUGAUCAACUCAGUGAAGCCAAAUUGACUUCAGAAUGUUUGAGGGAAUUCAAAUAUCGUCACAAAUGGCAUGAACGUCGGGUCUUCGUGCAACAAACGCCAUCCGAAUUGACUUUAAAUGCAGCACAAGUGAGAAAUUUAUGUCUCUAA
Dracunculus medinensis (Guinea worm) is the source of this 726-nucleotide messenger RNA. Lineage: Eukaryota; Metazoa; Nematoda; Chromadorea; Rhabditida; Dracunculidae. The record is from the annotation of a GenBank genome assembly.